Messenger RNA from Vitrella brassicaformis, 1841 nucleotides. NCBI's taxonomy places the organism in Eukaryota, Vitrellaceae. The record is from the annotation of a GenBank genome assembly.
GUUCCAUUUGCCAGAUCGAUCGAUUCACUCUAUCGAGGUAUACAACAGCACAGCACAGCACGAUCGCGCAAGUGGUGGUGAGGUAGAUAGAGGCCAUCCUGACGAAUGUAUGGGAGAGAGAGAGACACAUAUGUGUCAGUAAUUCCGAUCUUCCAUACUCGGCACCAAUCCAUCCAUCCAUCCGACAUAUGCAGUCCGUCCAUCUGCAGUCGUCCCUGCUCGAGCCCAGCCCGUGUGUGCGUCUUGUGGCCCUGCCCCUCACCCAGUGAACUGAAGGGAAGGACCCACAGGACACACACACUUCAGGCUCAAGCCAGGAAGCGACAGAGAUGUCCAUCCAUCCUUCCGCGAUGCAUGGCCAUGGCAUCCACGGAUAGUCGACACGCUCAUCUAGCUAGGUCCAAACUCAGGAUGGAUGUGUGUGUGUGUCCAUGCAGUCAGUCAGGACAGAAAGAAGGAAGCCUCACGAGUGAGUGAGUGGAGGCCGUCAGCUGCACUUGUCUGUCUACCCCCCCCCCCACACACACACAGUCACACACACAGCCGGCCCCCUGCGAUCGAAAAUGGUAGGUAAGGACACACACCUGAACCAGGCCCAGGCAAGACACACACACACACCCGCACACAGUGGUCCACAUCCGUUAGUCUGUCUGUCUGUCUGUCACUGUGCCACCGCCCACCUGCAGCUGUGGUGGGCUACGCUAUGCGCCAAUUGGGUAUGCUAGUCGGUCCUGCAGUUGCCCUGUGCGGCGGUGCCGUCCUCGGACGCCUGCACCUGGCUGCGGAUCUUGCGCAGCCGAUCUAACACCUUCCCAAACGCAAAACUACCCUGAUUUACACACACAACACACGACACACAAUGCUUGUUGUGUGUUUGUCUGUGCGUGUGGUGUGUGUGGUGUGUGCCGACCGCGUUGCUCCAGAAAGGGUCUUGGUACUUGCGGCCGUCCUUGUGUUUGUUCUCGUUGCACACGCCCUCGUAAAAGGCAAACUGCUCCACGAAGCUCUCCUUGACAAUGCCCCGCAGGUCGUCCGGCAGCCGCCCGCUGCCCGACGCGUAUCGCCUGCUCAUGUCGAGCAGCUUCCUGGCGUACUCACCCUCCUUGUCGCUCGCGGAUGCCGACGUGCUGCUCGUCGACGGCAUGGACGCCGGAGGAGCGGGCUGCGGCUGGCUGCUGGGGUGGGAUGCCUGGGCGGCACUCGAUGACCUGGCAGGCUGGUCGGGAGGGGGCGAGGUCUUGCCUUCGUCGGCGAGGAUGGACUCGACCACCGAACACACGGCCUCGCGGAGGGUCUCGUAGCGGAGCACAUCGUUGUAGGCCGCAGCCUGGGGGACAGACACGGGCACACAGACACACACACACAGAGAGAGAGGGAGGGCAGUUGGUGUGUCUGUGCAGGAAAGGUGCACGCCAGAAGCUGACCACUGUGGGGAUAUUGUGUUCAAAGUUUGCCUGUGUUGUGUGUGGAAGGACACCGGAUGGGCGUGUGUGUGGAGGACGGCAGGUGGAACCGAGCUCCUUCCCAUGUCGGUCCACCUAGGGGCGCUCUAAGUAGAACACUUAUGGUCUCCUUCCAAAGCGCAAUCGCAUCUUCAUCAAUGUCAAAGAAACGCUUUGCUUUGGUUUUGAGCAGCGUCGCCUGGUCGCUGAGAAUGGGCAGCAUCUUCCUGAAGACAGGCAGACACAAACAGAGAGAGAUCUCAGCUGGGGAGCCUUCUGGCUGCUUCUCGCUUCGUGUGAGGACUUCUGUGUGUGCGCCUCUCUGCGCCGUUGAAGGGUUUGCAAACCCUACACCCCAAACCCUAAUACUUUCGCUUUGGAGGCUUUUCCCCAUUGCAG